Seminavis robusta is the source of this 1440-nucleotide messenger RNA. The record is from the annotation of a GenBank genome assembly. NCBI's taxonomy places the organism in Eukaryota, Bacillariophyta, Bacillariophyceae, Naviculales, Naviculaceae.
AUGAGCCGUCGAAGCCAACUCCUCCUGUUAGGGACUCUUCUGCUGUAUCUGAUGAUGGCACCGGUUGUCGCAGUCGACUCUCGCCAUUCUACUUCCUCAGACAACAACGGUGGUGAUGAUUCUUCUACUACCGGUACUAGUGGUAGUGCUGACUACUUGUACAAAUGCCAAGAUUUGAUUCCCAAUUUGUGUCCCUUGGAUGUGGAAGAGGGCGAAUUGAUCGUCAAAGGAAUUCCAGUCACUUACUGGAAAUACACACAGAAGCAACACAGUUCUACCACUAGCAGUAGUACUGCUAGUAGUGCUAGUACUAGUGAUAAGUUGCCCAUUGUAGCACUCCAUGGAGGCCCUGCCUUUACACACAACUACAUGCUCCCACUCCAGCAACAAGCAUGUCAUGGAAGACCCAUUUACUUUUACGAUCAGGCAGGAUGUGGAAAAAGUAGACCCAAACACGAUGCAUCACUGUUGGACAAACACCCGUGGCUCCUCGAUCCCGACUAUUACGCGACGGUCGAAUUGCCCGCACUUUUGGAUCAUUGGAACUUACGCGGGUAUCAUAUUGUCGGAAGUUCGUGGGGCACCUUGUUGGCACAACUCUUUGUAUUGAAUGCUACAACAUCACAAACGCAAGGCUUGCAAUCCAUGGUCCUCUCGGGACCUUUCUCGGACAGUCAAUCCUACAUUCAAGCUCAGUGGGAUCCUGUCGACGGCACUCUGGGAACGCUCCCCGAUUACGUUCAAGACCGCAUUCAUACACUCGAACAACAACAGGCUUAUCAGUCGAAAGAGUAUCAAACUCUCAAUCAAGUUUUGAAACGAUUCUUUACCGUACGAACACCAUUCACCGAUUGUUAUUUGAAGGCCGAAGAACAUGCCAAUGAAGAAAUUUACACUGCCAUGCAGGGACCUUCCGAAUUCACCAUGUCGGGAGUUUUGGCACCGUACAAUGUCACGGAUCGAUUGCCAACAAUCACCGUCCCCGUCUUGUUGACACAUGGACGAUUCGAUACCAUGCGACCCUCCAUCGUACAAACAAUGCAAGAGCAGUUGCCGAAUGCACGCUCGUUACUAUUGGAACGAUCCGGACACGUUUCCAUGAUUGAUGAACCCGGUAAAAUGAAUACUGCCAUGGCACAAUUCUAUCAACAAGUCGAAGAUGGAACCAUAGCCACAACACAAGCACAAGCGCAACCACCACAGCGCACUACUACUACUACAGCAAGUCUCCACGACGACUUGUGGGAACGUGUCUUGGACCACCGGACGUUUGGCACAACAACUACAACAGCGCAUUCCGUAAAAGCAUCGACGCCGCCACGAGGUUCUUCCAUGUUCCUUCUCGUUACAGCGGCGGUGGCAUCAUUGAUGGUGGGGUUUCUGUUGGGGGAACUCACGGCAAGACGGCGUUAUCGCAUGCAGUACGUACCCAUGCAGUAA